AUGAACUCUCCAGCUGAUUCGGUGAUGAAGAAGAAUCCCAAGGAGGAGAUCCACGAUGAUACUUGGGAUCUUGAAGUGAACGAGUCCAAGAAAAAGACCUCUGGCAUUCUGAGUGUCGUGAUCUCCGGAUUGGCUCUUUUCAGCGAUGGCUACAAUGCUCAGAUCAUCGGUUACAUGGAGCCUCUUUUCUCUCAGCUUUACAAAGCCGGCAUGUCCUCCACCAUCAAGGCGCGUUUGUCCAACUCAUACUUGAUCGGAGAAAUCUUCGGUAUGCUCUUCUUUGGAGUCCUAAUUGACCGCAUGGGUCGACGCACCGGUAUUAUUCUGGCCACUCUGAUCCUGGUUCUCGGUGUGGUACUGGCGACUGCCGCUCAUGGCACCACGCAGCUAGGGAUGUUUUGGAUGAUGAUUGUGGCACGUGGUAUAGCCGGAUUUGGUGCAGGAGGAGAAUAUCCUGUCUGUGGAACCAGUGCUACCGAGGCCGCUGAUGAGAACGAAAAACUGCGCAAACGAAGGGGAAUCUUGGUAGCGACUUCGACUGACUUUGCAGUUGAUAUGGGUUUCGUUGUGGCGGGCGUGGUUGCUCUGAUCGUCCUAGCGUGCUAUCACCAGGAGAACUCCGCAGGAGUCUGGCGAGUCUGCUUUGGGCUUGGCCUCGUGUUGCCAAUUGUGAUCUGCUUCUUCCGGGUUCGAAUGGCCAAGUCUACCCAGUAUAAGAAGCAUGCCAUCAAGUCUCGCUAUCCGUAUGUCCUUGUUCUCAAGCGCUAUUGGAAGCCCAUGGUUGGCACUUCCCUGGCCUGGUUCUGCUAUGAUUUUGUCACCUACCCAUUCGGUCUCUUCUCUUCGACAAUCAUCGAACAACUGAUGACCGACAACACGACCACUCAGAACAUCGGAUAUGGUACCGUGAUCAAUUGCUUCUAUAUACCUGGGUGCAUUGUCGGUGGAUUAUUGAUGGACCGCAUCGGCCGAAAGCAGACCAUGACACUAGGAUUCUUCCUCUGGGGUAUCUGGGGAUUCAUUCUGGGUGGUGCUCUUCAUCCCAUCCAAUCGGUAUUUCCCUUGUUCGUCGUGAUGUACGGAAUCUUCAAUGCACUGGGGGAGAUGGGCCCUGGCGUUGCUACCUUCUUGUGCGCCUCUGAGUCCUUCCCAACACCUCUACGUGGCCACUUCCUGGGAUUUGCUGCCGCCUUCGGAAAGGCUGGAGCGUCUAUUGGAACUCAGGUUUUCACCCCUAUCCAGAAUUCUUUUGCUAGCACCGAGAAGGGUCAACAGGCGGUCUUUCUCAUCGGCUCUGCCUUUACCAUUGUGGGUGGUCUGAUUUCCUGGUUCAUGAUCCCUGACAUGUCUCGCGAACUAGAGACAGAGGAUGCUCGCUUCAAGACAUACUUGGAGGAAAAUGGAUAUGAUGUUAGUGAGUAUGGAGAAGCUCUUGUUAUCAACGAGAGGGCUUGA
Messenger RNA from Penicillium odoratum, 1455 nucleotides. RefSeq lists its product as uncharacterized. The coding region runs from base 1 to 1455 and encodes 484 amino acids. Gene Ontology annotation, cellular component: plasma membrane. Lineage: Eukaryota; Fungi; Ascomycota; Eurotiomycetes; Eurotiales; Aspergillaceae. The record is from RefSeq and is a predicted model, not a curated record. Gene Ontology annotation, biological process: carboxylic acid transport; transmembrane transport. Gene Ontology annotation, molecular function: carboxylic acid transmembrane transporter activity. The transcript has 8 exons.